Messenger RNA from Trichomonas vaginalis G3, 465 nucleotides. RefSeq lists its product as uncharacterized. NCBI's taxonomy places the organism in Eukaryota, Parabasalia, Trichomonadida, Trichomonadidae. The record is from RefSeq and is a predicted model, not a curated record. The transcript has a single exon.
UUGAAGUUCAGUAGCAAGAAAGAGUUCAAGAUAACACGAAUGAGUCAUAGAGUUCAACUUCUUUUAGGAGCAUACCAUAUGACAUUUCCUUUGAAAAGUGUUGACAAAACGAUUGAGAUGAAAUCUGUUCCAUACGUAUGUUAUGGCAAUUGUUUGUACAUUGAGUCUAAAAUAGCUAAUGUCACAGGCAUUUCAGGAGUUAAUAGUAAAGGUUCAGUAGAAUAUAAAUCCUUCUGUUAUGCAGUCAAUUCAAUGUUCAUUCCAAACGUUCCUGUCAUAGCAACUCAUUUAGGUAAAUGGGUUCGCAUUAGUCCUCAUAAUUUGAAAGACAUGCAAUUCAGACUAGUUGACUUUCAAGGCGAGCCUGUAGAACUGAAGGCACCAGUGCGAAUGACUGUUGAAGUUGACUUUUUAGAAAAUAUUAAAUGCAACAGCUUACAAGAGAACUCAGAGCUAAAAAUAUAA